Messenger RNA from Maudiozyma barnettii, 684 nucleotides. RefSeq names its product Sop4p (gene SOP4). The record is from RefSeq and is a predicted model, not a curated record. The transcript has a single exon. Bases 1 to 684 code for a protein of 227 amino acids. NCBI's taxonomy places the organism in Eukaryota, Fungi, Ascomycota, Saccharomycetes, Saccharomycetales, Saccharomycetaceae.
AUGAAAUUGUCCUGUAUUUACAUUUUGAAUCUGUUACUAAACGUAUGUCUAGCGACUUCCAUUAAAGGUAAGUUCGAGUUCUCUUUGGGUAACCUAACCAAAAACGCAAUUAGAAGAACUUCUUUCAGUUUAUAUCAAAUUGGUAAUUAUAGUACACAAGACCCUUAUAAAGCUACGACACAUUUACUUGAUUUGGAUGGUAAUUUCAAAUUCGAUGAUUUACCAAUAAAUAAAGGUAUUAAUGAAACUACAUAUUUCGUAUUAUCAUCUAGUUCAUUAGACUAUAAUCUAUACCCCAAUAGAAUUUUAGUGGAAUUUAUACAAUUAGAAAAUGGUACUUCACAAAUGAGUGGUUUUAAAAAUUAUUUCGGUAGAGAAUAUUUCCCAUCAAAGGAUAUUAUCCAUGCUGAUAAAUUGGAGCAAAUCACUACCGAGCCUCAUUUGACUAUUUCUGUGAUACAGAAAGCACCAUUCAGAGCAUACUUCCAGACUAGAAACUCAGGUAUCAUGAAUGAUAACGGGAUCGUUGGAAGUAUAUUAAACUCCCGUUGGAAGCUUGCAGGUGUAAUUACUAUCAUCUGUGUUUUUGCUUUCCCAAUGUUCAUAGAUAAGAUUGAUCCAGAGAGUGCGAUAAUAAUGAGAGAAGAAGCACUUAAGAAGAAGAAAGAACAGUAUGCAAAUUGA